This is a messenger RNA of Sordaria macrospora k-hell, 2994 nucleotides long. NCBI's taxonomy places the organism in Eukaryota, Fungi, Ascomycota, Sordariomycetes, Sordariales, Sordariaceae. The record is from RefSeq and is a predicted model, not a curated record.
AUGGCGAAUAGUCAGAACCCCCCGGCCUUGUUGUGGCAGAUUCAGAAUGCUAGGAACCAUGUCGAGCAGAUUGGACGCCUCCGCCAACUUAAGGAUGAGGUCAUCGGCGAUGUUAGGGGCAAGGAGAAAUGGGUGAACCACGGAAUACUGCAGUCGCUCGUCCAUCUGCUCCAGCAAAAACCCACAGAGUCGCCCUCUGGUCUGGAAACUAAGGAGGCCGAUGUGCCUAUCGGCCAGACUAUGGACUUGCCAGAUGAUGAUCGUGUGCGGCUAUUGGCUUUGCAGCUCAUUGCUAGUUUUGCCAAAGGUGGUCCUUCGUUUCUCUCUCCUUUGAAUGCCGUUGGAGUGGUCCCUGUUGUUUUGACAUAUAUCUGCCCGCUCAAGAACCCCGCACAACUUGUCUUGACAUCUCUGCGUGCCCUGAGCAACAUGACAGAGGCUGCCAGCCUCUCGUCGAAAACAAGUACAGAGGAUACGGCUGUCCUAGCCAAAGCUCUCUUUGUACCGCGCUACAUCGAAUCGCUGUGCGCCAUCCUCGACGCAGAGUCUACCUCUCCCACAGUACAAGAGCAAAAAUGCUUGGUUGCGAGUUUGAUAAGUCGGUUGUGUAAGGAACCGCGCUUCCAAGAUAUGCUUGCCGACGCCGGGGUCCUGGACGCCCUAGCCACCCUCCUUGCCAGCUUCGUGGUCGCGCGAGGAGAGGUUUUGCCGUUUACCCUAGACACGCUGGAGAGGGAGGGCCUGGAUGCUGCGAUACCACAAGCUACUCCUCAAGGACUGAGUCUGGCCCUUAUCCUGGAAGCGAUAUCUGUCAUCAUAGCAGAUUCGCGUUUCCGAACGGGUCUGCUGCUUUGUUCACCGGCAAUCAUGGCAGUACUAAUCAGUAGUGAGUUCCAAGAAAGAAACUCUCAAAUCUCUCGCACAUGGGAACUGCUUAAGAAAAGCGGCCUUGCGCACGGUCGGUCAGUGGACCGCUCUGCCAUUGACUACCUACUUCCACCCGUUCCAGUUACGACACCGCGAUUUCUCUUGUCCCAACAUCACCCAUCAUUUCCAUCUAAGGUCGUGUCAUGGGAGACGCCUGCAAAACACGGUCGGGUCGCAACGAAGUUCACGACAGUGGAUCGGGAAUGGUCUGUUGGUGGCGGGGAUAUCGAUGAACCGGAGAGCCCGCUAAUACCUUGGUUGAUCCACCUCAUGCGAUCUAGUACUAACGAUCAUGAGAAGGUCAUGGCUGCGUCCGUACUUGCAUCGGUAUUCAAGGGUGGCUUCACGAGCCCAGACCGAGAAUUUUCACUCAGCGUCCUUGUCCUUCCGGUUCUUUGCCAGAUACUGAAGGAUUACCAAACAGAGAGUGGCAAGAACCUAGAUGCCACCUUUGUCGACUCGGAGACCGCUACCGCAUGGGCUAUCUUGGAGCGGACACCAGCUGUCCUAGCCCGAUUUAUCGCGGACAGCGUGUUUCUGCAACAGGUUGCUCAUGAUAGCGGAGCCCUGAAGCUGGCGUGCAAGUUGUUGAAGGAUGCCUAUGCGCCCUCGGUAAUCCAAUCGCCCCCUAGGCCUUGGACGCCAAACCCGGAAGAGAGACGGGAUUUUGGAGAGGAUGGGUUUUCGGCAUGCCAGCUUGGGCCACCGGGUCAAGUCCCAGUGUGUGCGCACAAGAUCAGGAUGAGAGAGAGCUCAAUUAAACUCAUAACAUCCCUGGCUACAUUCAAGGAAGAGUUUAGAAAAGAAAUUGUUGGGCAAGAUAUACUACCAAGUGUUGUAGAGUCGCUCUCCGAGACGCCACAGAAACCGACGCCACCCAAGGAAAAGUCGAAAACGCAGGAGGACGGUGCCGUUCCGAUACAUCCUGCGGGCCAUUCUCCUUAUGGGCAUAACCCAACGUCGGUCUUAAUCGCGGCAUGUCACGCUGUAAGGACACUGGCACGAUCGGUCAGCAACCUCCGAACAGCCCUGGACGACAACUGCGUUGCUAUACCCAUUUUCAAGCUCUUGAAACACGUGGACAUCGAUGUCAAGGUAGCAGCCUGCAGCGUGGUCUGUAAUCUGCUGACCGAGAGCAGCCCUAUGCGUGAUCCUCUCAUCAAAGCUGGUGUUAUCGGUGUGCUCUGUCUAUACGCCAGGUCUGAUAAUGCGGGGCUGAGGCUUAAUUCUCUGUGGGCACUCAAGCAUCUCGUUCAGAUGGCGGACAGGGAUAUCAAGAGACAGUGCCUGGAGGAACUCGGGCCGGGGUGGCUUAUUCAGUUGAUAUGUGACGAUACGGAAGACGAGGCACUGCAUGCCCGAGUUCAUGCUCAGGGCAUUACGGGAAAGGAAUUUGAUGAGGUUCGAAAGGCGCGUGAAGCCGAUCUCGUGAUCCAGGAACAAGGUAUCGACUUCAUUCGCAACCUUAUCUCCAUUCCUCAACAACCGUCCCAAGCGGAUAUGGUUGACUACGUCUUCAGCGAGCUAGGCCAAGACCGUCUCUUCGAUAUAUUGGCGUCCAAGCUCCGUGUCAAGGUGCUCCGUCCGUUUGCCAGACGGCAGUCGUCCAGCUCGGGGACACCUGGCGGCGGAGAAGGGCCGGGAGCCCCAGGCCGCAGCGUCAGCAUCGACUCGCGUGUACUGUACCCGCAAUCCAAGAUCAUCGUGGCGGUGAUCUACUUGUUGACACACAUCGCGGCGGGAAUUCCUCGACACAGACAGCUUGUGGUCGCCCAACCGGAGCUCCUUAAGCUGCUGGCGGGUCAUUUCAACAACAAGGACGUGGACGUGCGGCGGUCGUUGUGUCAUCUGCUCAAAAAUCUGGUAUGGUGCGAUGGUUCGGACGACAUGCUGGGCAGGGAUCUGCGGGUGAGAGCACUGAAGGACCUAGGGUUCCUGCAAAAGCUCGAAGGCCUGGAGCAUGAUGCUGAGCUGGAUGUCAGGGAGCGUGCCAAGGAGGCGGUCUCUACCAUUAAGGGAGAAGAGGAGGAUGCACUUCGAGUCCCACAUGGCCGGGUAGAUUGCUAG